This is a messenger RNA of Seriola aureovittata, 3671 nucleotides long. RefSeq lists its product as uncharacterized. The record is from RefSeq and is a predicted model, not a curated record. Gene Ontology annotation, biological process: regulation of cellular localization; establishment or maintenance of cell polarity; centrosome cycle. The transcript is spliced from 12 exons. NCBI's taxonomy places the organism in Eukaryota, Metazoa, Chordata, Actinopteri, Carangiformes, Carangidae. Gene Ontology annotation, molecular function: protein kinase C binding. The coding region runs from base 1147 to 3081 and encodes 644 amino acids. Gene Ontology annotation, cellular component: nucleus; apical plasma membrane; cell cortex.
CACACACGCGGGAAAACCGGCUGUCUGCUCGCAGCACUGUACGUCAUGUCCGGGGCCCGGUGUAUUGUGGGAGACGUAGGAGCGGAGUCACAAACAAAGCUUUUGUUCAAACUUUAUUCAAAUUUAAAUUAAACCAGGAGUCAACAGACCUGAAGAGGGAAAGAGAAGGAGCUGAAGAUAAGUGAAGGAGGUGAAGGAGCAGCAGCUGCACGAUUGGUGUUCAGCCUUUCUCAGAUCCAAACAUCAACAGAGGAAAUACCAGAGGAAGAAGAAACACAAAUACUUCCUCUGUGCUACUGGAGGGGGCGUGGUCUGUUCCUCUCCACUAAUCAGCCUCUCUAAUAGUCAGUCAGAACUGGCCUGAGUGUCUCUGUGGGCAACAGUGAAGUCUAGGAGGACAAAGGAGGAGGACGAAGAGACAGACUGAGGGAAGAUCGACAGGUAAGAACUGAGUCACAGGUAAGUGAUCAGAGAUAGACAAGUGCACAGACAGGUAAACAUACAGGUAAACCAACAGUUACACAGAAAAGCUGUUCUGACCACAGCCUCUCUGACUGGAAGACCACAGUGAUUCUGGAUCAGACCUGGGUCGUAGGACGGGUCUAAGACGUUUGUGUCUGUCCUGGACGUCUCAGAGGACUGUCAUCCUCCAGGUGUGGGACGUCUGUCUUACCUGAGUUACAUGAACAGAGGCUUUACUGCAGAGGAGAUCUACUUCCUGUUUACACCAGCUCGCACAUGCUCAGUGUGUGAUGAUCCUCACCUGCUCAGAACAAACUCCUCUGAGGUGCCGCUGACCUUCUGUCACCUGACUCCUUCGUCCACCUGGCGAGCUCAAGGACUCAAGUGGUGGAUCUGGCACCGCCCCCUGCUGGUGAUGAAGACUCACCUUUGUCCAUCUGCGUCUCAGAAGGUGAGGUCAACUCACAUACCGACCUGGACAGUCUGUUCGGCUUCAGCCCCGGUUCAUCCUCCUCACGCUCUGCACCGAAACACCUGGAGCACACCUGGACCUGUGUCACACCUGGGGGAGACCAGGUGAACCUGCAGGUGGAGGAGAGGAGGAACACCUUCCUGUCUCUGACUCAGAGAGUUCAGGUGAACCGCAGGAUCCUCCAACACCUGCUGACCAACCAGAGGACACACAUGGAUGACAGCCAAUCACAGAGCAGACAGCACAACGGCGCAGUUUCAGUCAAUGAGAAAGGAGAAUGUGAGAAAGCGUCCGAGAUUCUUCUGAGACAUGAAAACAAUCAAAGUCUCUUUGUGUCAGCUCGGUUGCCGCGGCAGCAGCAGUGCGAGGACGGAGCUCGUAUGAAGCGUCGCUGUGUUCCUCUGAGAGGAGACCACAACCUGCUGACCCCCGACACACACACACUGUCGGGGGUCAGGCUGCCUCCUGUCAUCCAGGUGAGGCUGGAGGACGUGGCCUCUCAUUCAGGACAUCUGAGUGACUUGUCCAGCAGCAGAUCGGCCGUGGGGUUGACAAGGCAACGCCCCGUGGCGUCUCCGACUCGUCGUCUGCGAUUCGAGGAUGAGACCGAGACGGAGGCGGAGUCUCGUUACCUGGAGAGACAGCGGCAGAGGAGAUGGGUGGGGCAGCGGGGGACAGGUAUCCUGGUCUCCAAACCAGACCCGAGUCUGUACAUCAGCAGCAGGGUGGAGGUGGGGCUACAAGGGGCGGAGCAUGAUGUUGACAGACAGCAGACAGGACAAACACCAGCAGGGGGGGUGGGGAUGGCUGGGCAGUGUGACUCCUGUGGGACAUUUUUAGGAGGUAGAGUCAACCUGAACCUACCUGAUGGUCGGGGGCGGAGCCUGUACCGCCCCCAAGUCAACCUUAGGACUGAGUCAAUCAGAGAGACCUACAUUGGCUCUGUCACACCUGGUGAGACCAGACCACCCAUUGGAGGGGGCGUGGCUGUGCGUGUCUCCAACAACCAGGUGAAGAGGAGUAUCGAUCAGGUGGAACUUAAUGGAAACCAAGUAACGCCCGUCACAGGUCUACCAAUCAAUCCCUAUGCCCCUGACCAGCUGACCACGCCCACUUUCAGAUGCCCCUCUCCCUCGUCUCCUCCUCUUGUGUCAUCAGCAAUGAUGUCACAGAGUUUCAGUCUCAAUGGCACAAAGGCAGGACAGGCUCUGAACCAGGACCAGGAGGAGAAGGGGGGACCUGCACAAGCCAAGCCCCACAAAAAACUCCAACCCGGGGCCGAGCUGAGGGCGAGGAACCCCUGUGUGGAGGAGGCAGGAGGUGUGGAGCUCAGAAUGAAGAACUCCUCCUCCUCCUCCUCAGAGACGAGCACAGACUCAACAGCUGACAGCCGAGCCCCACCCAUCUCAGAGAGCAGCAGUGAUGGACAGGUUAAAGACCCAAUCAAAGCAGAGCUCCAAAGUGAUAACACUUCACUUCCUGAACACUUCAGCAGCAGAGACGAAUCCUCUCGACUCUCUCUGCGUCGUCUUUUCUCCACCGUCAGACUCAGCAGGACUCGAACCGGCAGUCUCGAUCGACUCAGCAAUAGGCCCCGCCCCUGCGCAUCUGACCCCGUCCCCUCCAGCCUGCUGAAAAAAUGUCCAUCAGUUCAGUCACUGAAUGAGCAGGGGUCGCCCUUCUUGCAGUUGAGGAAAUUGUCGUCAGUGCAGAGUUUUGGGUCAGAACAGAAGAAGAAGAAAGAUCGUUCUGCUGACUACAGACCAGCUGCUGACAGGUUCCUGCAGCGAUGUUUGAGUGUCGAGGACGUUGGUAGUCCAUGUUCUUUACGUUCUGUCGGUCGAGUUCUUGAGGCUGGUUCUGAUGGAACGUUUCUGUUAGAACUGAGUCGACCGACAACCCGAACAUACGGAUUCGUCAUCAGCCGAGGGAGAGGACGACCCGACUCUGGUGUAUAUGUGGAGGACAUGGUGGACAGCAGUACUGAAAAGCUUUACGCAGGUCUGCUCUCGGUUGGAGAUGAGAUCCUUGAGGUGAAUGGGGAGAAAGUGGCCUGUCUCAGUCUGAACCAGGUGACCCAUCUGCUGACCCAGAACAUCUCUGCUACUGUCCGGGUCCUCCGACACCUGAGGACUGUUCCACGGUGACCAUAACUACACCGGACAAUAUCUAGAACUUAAUCCACUGCACCUGGUUUCAUAACCAAACCACACCUGAGACAUUUGGUCAAACCAGAACUUCAGCUCCACAACACUAUUAUCACCCGAUAACCCGUCAUUUUACACAGGAACUCAAAUUCUCCGCCUUCUGUUUUCACACACUUCUGGUCUAUGAGUAGAUCAGAUCUACAGGUAGAUCAGUCCAUCAGAGUUUGUAUUUAUAAAGUUUCUCAGAGCAACAAAUCAAAUCCUAAGUUCAGAUUCAGGUUCAGAGUUUGUCAAGUCUUAAACACAGUGUCCGGAUGAACAUCGACACUGGUUUGUUAGCUGUAAUCACUCCUGAUACUGGUCAUACUGGUUAUUAUGGGACCAGCUGAAAUGCAGGUUAAUCUGCUGACUUCACAUUAAAUUGUUUCUGUGCUGUCGUGGUUAAUAUAUAAAAUAAUGCUAAUUAUUUGCAGUUGCUUUGUCUGAGAUCAACUUCACAGUGUUCAAAGAAACCUCUGCAGUAUUGCUGUCUGUACAGUUUUCAUAUGUUUGUGUAUAUUUUCAGACAAAUUAAAGAAACAAUGAACCAA